This is a messenger RNA of Colossoma macropomum (tambaqui), 2052 nucleotides long. It is a transcript of the gene wif1, whose product is annotated as wnt inhibitory factor 1. Gene Ontology annotation, biological process: anatomical structure development. Gene Ontology annotation, cellular component: extracellular region; cell surface. The transcript is spliced from 10 exons. Bases 133 to 1278 code for a protein of 381 amino acids. Gene Ontology annotation, molecular function: signaling receptor binding. NCBI's taxonomy places the organism in Eukaryota, Metazoa, Chordata, Actinopteri, Characiformes, Serrasalmidae. The record is from RefSeq and is a predicted model, not a curated record.
CGAAGCAGCGCAGACGUUUCAGUCUGUCAAUCUGAGACGCAGAGGCGAUACAUUUAAAGCCGGGAUUUCAGCACGAGGAGCGAGGCUUUAAGUUCAGCACUUCACAGAGCAUCAGCUGAGGGACAGUGCGGAAUGGAUCUCAGGACGCCCGUUUUUCAGUCGUAUUUUAAAACUUAUUUUUUUCUGCUUUUGGGGGGUUUGUCAGUUGGAGCUGCCCCCGAGCAGGGGAGCCUGUACAUGUGGAUUGAUGCCAACCAAGCCAGGAUAUUAAUAGGUUUCGAGGAGGAUAUUCUGAUUGUGUCAGAGGGCCAAAUGGCCCCAUUCACACACGACUUCAAGAAAGCCCAGCAGCGUAUGCCCGCCAUACCUGUCCACAUCCACCACGUGAACUUCACCUGGCAGGUCACUGAUGAUCAGGCCGAGUACUUCUACGAGUUCCAGUCUCUACGCUCAUUCGACAAGGACAUCAUGGAUGACCCCAUCGUCAACGUCCCCCUGUUGGGAUCUGUACCACACAAACCUUCAGUGGUUCAGGUAGGCUUCCCCUGCCGAGGUGACCAGGAUGGGGUUGCUGCAUUCGAAGUCACCAUCUUGGUGAUGGACAGCGGUGGAAACAUCAUUCUGAGGACCCCACACAAUGCCAUCUUCUUCAAGACCUGCCAGAGAGCGAAGUGUCCUGGCGGCUGCAGGAAUGGAGGAUACUGCAACGAGAGACAUGUCUGCGAGUGUCAGGACGGUUUCUAUGGCACACACUGUGAAAAAGCUCUGUGUUCACCAAGAUGCCUGAACGGUGGUCUGUGCAUGAGUCCAGGAGUGUGUAUUUGUCCCCCUGGCUAUUAUGGAGCUGGUUGUGAGAAAGCAAACUGCAGCACUAUAUGCUUGAAUGGGGGAACUUGUUUCCAUCCUGGUAAAUGUAUUUGCCCCACUGGCUUUGAGGGCAGCCGCUGCGAAAUAAGUAAAUGCCGCCAGCCAUGCAGAAAUGGAGGCAAAUGCAUGGGGAGGAACAAAUGCAAGUGCAGCAAGGGUUACCAUGGAGAUCUGUGCUCGAAAGCUGUCUGCGAGCCCAGCUGUGGAGCACACGGGACCUGUGUAGAGCCCAACAGGUGCCACUGCCGGGACGGCUGGCACGGACGUCACUGUAAUAAGAGGUACCGCAGUGGAUUCCCCUUCAUCCACCGCCCCACCAUCUCCAGGCCUAAGACCCAAGGCACAUCAGCGAAGGAAACUAAGGAGGCCUCUGAUACUAACCGGCCCUCCGAGACCAACUACGUCGUUUAAUCUUCUCACUCGGCCUCCUGGCACUCUCUGCCCGCCCCCUGACCCAGCCUCCCCAGGGACCGCUUCUCAUCCUCCCCUUUCAGAUCCCCAUCACCCUCCCAGGGAUCCUCCCUCCUUGGACUUUUAUUUUCAUAGUCCAUUCUCCGUAUCCCCUUUCACAGAGUAAACUCCUUUGAUAGAGUAUCGCCCUGGCUCUCGGCUCUGUCAGGCGCUUCUCCUGUCCUGCAGACGCUGGGAGGGAGGGAGGGAGUCACAGGCUGUUUAGUAAUCCAAAUUUCACUGGAAUUCAGUCUGUGAUGUUCGUGAGCAAUCCUGAAGCUCAGCUGUAAAUGUGGACAUGAAUCACAAGGAGUUCCAUUACAGUCCAGAGGCUCUUUUGUGUGGGUAUGACUUGACUGAGGAUGGUAAUUACUGUCUUCAGCUCAUGUUCAUGGGUUGGCUCGCCUGUCCUUGUUGGUUUCAACAACAUUCACUUUCUCUUCUACAUGGGAACAAUGAAUUGAUGGCUGAAGAUCUCUCUGAACACGUACCCUUGCAUUACGAGACUCUAGAACAUUUAUUCUGUAGAGUACAUGCUAUUUGAAAUGGAAAUAUAUCUAGAUGUUAUGUUAAAGUAGGGCAGAAAUGCUUUAUUUACUCAAAGUUUUGAUACUUAGUUUUUAAAGGUAUAACAAUGCAGAUAAGCUGUUUAUUACAUCAUAGACAUGAGCAAUUAAUGGACUGUUAUUUUUCAUCUGGGUGAUAUACCACUCGAAUAAAACCAUCUCAUUCAUG